Molecule: messenger RNA, 1490 nt
Organism: Octopus bimaculoides (California two-spot octopus)
Lineage: Eukaryota; Metazoa; Mollusca; Cephalopoda; Octopoda; Octopodidae
Source: RefSeq, a predicted model, not a curated record
AUGCAUCAACCGUUUUACUACCAAAAACUUGAAGAUUAUGAUUGCGACUGUUCAUCGUAUAUCUUGCUCAAAGAAAACGGCCAAAACUGGCAGAAAGUAUUUAAGCUGACCGAAAGAUCAUAUGAAAGAAGCCCUCUUUAUUUAUACUGGGAGAAUUUACCUAUUGAAAAGGUGAAAUUUCUGGCGAGAGCAACUCAGCGAGAUUUCGUAUUCAUUUUCAAUGGAACAGGGACGGAUUCUACAUCAUGGUACCGAAAUGAUAAACUCAUUGAACAGCCUUUGGCAUGGAACACUCAAUACAACUUUACAUCCAACAAUGAUAUCACAGAACCGUAUUUUCGUAUCGAUUAUGGAGCAACUUCUAAUUACGGUAAUUGGAUGGAAACCAAAAUAGUAAAUGGAACGUACGAAAUUUAUUACAAUUCCAAUGGCAAGUACAAUUCUAUUACAGAAUUGGUCAUCUCAGUCCUUUUCAAGUAGAAUACGUUUUAUUCCAGAAAUUGUGUAUCAUUAUAGUCUUACUUGUAUACAUACAAACAAACAUACGUACAAACAUACAUACAUACAUGCAUACAUGCAUACAUACAUACAUACAUACAUACAUACAUACAUACAUAUGUACGUACGUAUAGCACAUAUACACAGAUAACUAGAUGGACAAACAGACAGACAGUGCAAAUGCAGUGAACAAUAAAAUCAGAUAUUGCAGGAAGGACAAGGUUCAGCUUAAAUGGCAUUAAUUUAACAUUUUAAUGGGGAUAGAAAUAGUUGUAACAUUAGGGGCGGUAGACCUUUUACUGGAAGAAAGACAAAAGCAUACGGGACUGCGUAAGUGGAGUAGUCAGUGAGUGAGAGAAUAAAGCAGACGAAGUGUUAGGAAAUGCGGUUCUAUGAAAGGAAGUUAAGAAGGAAGGAGGGGUGGGUGUUUGUGUGCAAGUGUAGGCGAGUAUUAAUGUGUGGUAAGUGGCACAAAAGGAACUGGUAUGUGAGUGGUUGUUUGGCGCGUGUGAAGAGAUAGAAACAGACGAGAGUUUUAAGCAAAUGAAAAGGCAAGAGUCAUGAGGAAGAUGUGAUAGAUGUGUGUGUCUAAGAGUAUGGGUGUGAGAUGUCUCUUACACAGAAGGAAGGCUUGAGGUAAAGGAAGCAAAAGAGAGAGAAAAGACACGAGUCCUGUGAGAGAAGAAUGGAGGAAAAAAAUAUCUGAAAAUUACAAGACACAGGUAAAAUCUAAGUCAAAGCAAAUAAGAGAAAAAUACACACACGUGCAGAUAUAUAUAUAUACACACAUAUAUACAUACAUACAUAUAUGUAUGGCAUACAUAUAAGUACGGCGAGCUGGCAGAAACGUUAGCACGCCGGGCGAAAUGCUUAGCGGUAUUUCGUCUGUCGCUACGUUCUGAGUUCAAAUUCCGCCGAGGUCGAUUUUGCCUUUCAUCCUUUCGGGGUCGAUUAAAUAAGUACCAGUUACACAUUGGGGUCGAUAUAAUCGA